Bacillus rossius redtenbacheri is the source of this 7654-nucleotide messenger RNA. RefSeq names its product RNA-binding protein 41-like. The transcript is spliced from 9 exons. Gene Ontology annotation, molecular function: pre-mRNA intronic binding; U12 snRNA binding. Lineage: Eukaryota; Metazoa; Arthropoda; Insecta; Phasmatodea; Bacillidae. The record is from RefSeq and is a predicted model, not a curated record. Gene Ontology annotation, cellular component: U12-type spliceosomal complex. Gene Ontology annotation, biological process: mRNA splicing, via spliceosome. The coding region runs from base 5391 to 6620 and encodes 409 amino acids.
GGAAAUUGCUGACUGAGGAAGUUACUGAGGUUGAUAGACAAGCUAAAGCUCAUAAGAAUGCAGAUCCACAGCAACACAGUUCUCCUAAUAACAGGUAUGUUCAUCGUUCAGAGUGUCGUUACCCCAUUAACCAUCCUGGCCCAUAUAUUGUCCUGAUAGAAUCAAUGCAACAUAAUAUAGGUAACUUACACCCUUUGACCAUUGGCAAAAAACUUCAUCCUAACCCUCAUAUUGUCCAAAUUCAGCGCUCGGGGCCUAACAGGCUGAAGAUUACCUUCGCUACCCUACAGGCAGCGAACCAAUUUGUUACCUCGGAUCAAGUCAAGUCGCUUCAGGUUAAAUGUCUUAUUCCCCAAGGUCUAAUCCAGCGGGAGGGAUUGAUCUAUGGCAUCCCUUUGGACGUGGCUAUCGACGAUCUGCUAGAGGGUAUCGAGUCCUCUCAACGCGUCAUACAUCUUGAGCGGUUGACUAAAUAUAUAGCUCCCGAUACCCGGGUGCCCAUUAAACUAGUUAAAGUGACGUUUGAGGGACAAACUCUUCCCGAAUAUAUUGCCAUCUUUAAAGAGCGUUUCAUCGUCAAACCUCGUGUUCAGUCAGUCCUUCAAUGCCAUCGAUGUCAUCGUUUUGGUCACUCGAUCAAGUUAUGUCGAUCUAAGGCUCUAUCAUGUGCAAUUUGCUCUCAGGAGCACUCCUUGGAUACAUGUCCCCAUAACGAUUCUCCAUUAUGUGUCAACUGCCGGGGUAACCACCCCUCCACGGACAAGGUUAAGUGCCCUGCUUGGGAAUUUGAGAGGGAGAUAAAACGGGUCAUGGCCUACAAUAAUCUCUCAUAUUCGGAUGCGAGACAGCAGGUACAGCGCGCUACUGGUCGGAUAUACCCAUUACCUAAAGAUCGUAUGGAUCCCCACCACUUGCCGAGACUCACCAGCUUCCCCCCUCUGACGCAGCCUUCACCUAUCGGUCCACAACACAUUCCCAUUUCUGAUCACUCUUACGCACAGGCUAUUCACUCAGACUCCCUGCAUCCACCCCUUCGACCGGAUGGGUACAGGGUUUGCUAUAAAGCAGUACCACCGAUCACGGAUGUCACAAGUCAGAAUUCUUUCAAUCUUCAACAUUAUUAUUCUCAGUUUCGGCCCUACACGCCUGACAUCACCAAUGGUGUGGCACUGCCGGGGCCUCCCGACGGAGGACUGUCCUCUUCUCCCCCUAUGAUGCAUACGCGUCAUCCUUCACAGGAUGCCCUACAGGACACUUCCUCUUCUGACGUAGCUCCACCUCCACACUCCACACGAUUAAGGCUUAACAUGGAAAAACUUAAGUCAUUGGUCGAUACCAUUGAAAUUAUGAUAGCUACAGCUAAAAAGGAAACUGAUUACGCCUUCGACAAAGAAAGCCUCAUCGCGGCUUUUGUCCAGGUGCUCGUUUAACAAUGCUUCUCAGACACCCCUUCUUGCUUCUUCAGUGGAAUGUGCAAUCUCUUUCGGCUAAUAGGUUCCCCCUGCUCCAUUUUCACUCUACAGUCUCAUGUGAUGCAGUUCUUCUUACAGAAACUCUCUUAACUUCAGGACAUCAUGUUACUUUUCCCGGCUAUAACUUAUACCUCUCGAAAAAGCUGGAUAGGGGUACGGCAAUUCUGGUCUCUCGAAGACAUCCCAGCACGGAAAUUAACGUGUCCUACCCUCCCUCUAUGCAACGCGUAGAUGCUAUCGCUAUCAGGCUCCUCCUUGAUGAUGUUCCACUCACCAUUGUCUCGAUUUAUGUCCACCCCCGAUCUUCGUAUACAUCUCAAGAUUGGGAAGAAUUUUUUCAACAAUUCGAUGGUGCUGUGUUCAUUGGGGGUGAUUUUAAUGCCCAUCAUAUCUACUGGGGCAACAAAUCUAAUGAUGCAGCUGGGAUCAAUCUUCUUGACUAUUUACAUACGUCUCCUUAUAUUCUGUUAAAUGGUACACAACACACCUGGAUGGGUCCUCCUACUGCGUCUUCUACUGCAAUCGAUCUCUCUUUCAUAACGUCUAAUCUGGCUGGCAACUUUAAAUGGGAGGUUCUUUCGGACAACUGGGGCAGUGACCACUUCCCUAUUCUUAUCACCACGUCACAGCCCACUACCUCAAGGCACUCAGAAGCACACUGGUAUUAUACUUUUCUUACAUCACGGGCCGAUUGGACUUUGUUUUCUUCGUGGCUGGAAUCUCGGACCGCAGCUACGUUCUGCUCUUCCAAUGAUGACCUCCUUCGCUUAUACUCUAGCUUCUAUAAUAACCUCUUCCAAGCAGCUCGUGCAUCUAUGCCAUUCCGGUUAAAGGGUCCUGUACAUAAACAAAGUAAGGCUCCCUGGUGGGAUGAACACUGUGCCAGUGCUAAUCGGCAGCGCUUAAACGCCCUACGAACGUACAAAACACGGUCUACUUUGGAUAACUUUAUACUUCUUAAGAAAUCUCAAGCAUUUGCUAAAUUAACCUGGAAAAAGCGUAAACAAUCUCACUGGCAAUCUUACUGUGAAUCUUUUUCACGUUCUACCUCUCUGAAAACGUUAUGGCGACAAUUCAAUACUUUUAGACAUAGUCUCACAUCCACGGCCUGGGCAUCUCUGCCUCCCCAUUUACUCCAUGACUUCAUGUCACUGGUCGCUCCUCCUACAGUUUCCCCUCCGCCUUUCCUCGCUGACGUUCCUCCGGUUCGCCCCGCGUCAAAGGAUAAGGUCUGUACCUCGCUCCUACAAGACUUUUCUUUUUCAGAAUUCUCUCAAUGUGUCCAGACAACACCUGAUUCUGCACCCGGACCGGACUUGGUUACUUAUAGUAUGAUCCGUCAUCUUCCUGUCAAUGCGCAGUCCUUCUUAUUGCACAUUUUUAACCUCAUUCUACGGCUUGGCAUUAUUCCACCUAGCUGGCACGAAUUCUACAUCCUUCCGAUACUUAAACCAGGCAAGUCUCCUCUUGAGGCCACCUCCUAUCGACCUAUCGCUCUCCGUUCGUGCUUGGCUAAAUUGUUUGAGAAGUUACUCAAAAAUAGGUUGGUGUGGUGGUUCGAAUAUUAUAACCUCCUUCGUCCAGAACAAUUUGGCUUUCGUUCUGGUAUGGGCACUGAAGAUGCAAUCUGCUCCCUUUACUCCCAAAUUCGUUUAGCCUUUCAACGUAAAGAGAUAUUCUCUGCCAUAUUUAUGGACAUAUCUGCGGCUUUUGAUAAUGUCCAACUUCCUAUCCUGUAUUCGAAACUAUGCAAAUUAGGACUUCCUCGUCAGAUUAUCAGGAUCCUUUCUGCCUUACUCUCUUCUCGUACUUAUACACCGCGGAUGGUACGGCCUGCACCUUACACCCGACAGGUGUCCCAAGGAUUAGUGCAAGGAAGCUCUCUUAGCCCUCUUCUCUUCCUUCUUUAUACUCAGGACCUUAUGUUUCACAUUGGAACUUCGGCUAAAUUAACUGCGUACGCCGAUGAUGUGGUGUUGUGGUAUCGUGGUUCUACUAUUCUCGACACUAGUACUACUCUUUCAGCUGCCCUCACUCAGGCUCAAAGUUGGUUGGGAACGCAUGGAUUCAGUCUGUCCUUAUCGAAAACGAAGAUAAUACACUUCACACGAAAACGGGUUACGACGCCUGCUCAUGCUAUUUCAUUGGAUGGUGUUCCCUUACCUAUAGUCCCGUGCAUCAAAUACCUUGGUGUUUUCUUAGAUCAACGGAUGCUCGGUAUCGCUCACAUUAAUUAUGUCAUUGAUAAAUGCUCUCGUCGGUUACACCUCCUUAAGGCUCUAGCGGGGAAAACUUGGGGGGCUGAUGUCCGUAGUCUUCGCUCAUUUUCCAUUUCUACUAUCCGACCGAUCCUUCUCUACGGUAGCCAGGUAUUAAUGUACGCGUCCACUUCUCAGUUGCAAAGGUUGGAAACACUUCAGAAUACUGCUAUGCGAAUCAUCCUAGGUGCGUUUAAAUCCACACCUAUCAUGUAUAUGUACAUUGAACUAGGCCUUAUUCCAUUAUCCUUAUAUCGCCGUAUGCUAUAUGCCCGCCAUUGGGUUCACCUUCGUAUCGUAAGGCUGCCAGGUUUACGACGGGCUAUGGACGCCCUAUAUGACAUCCCCACUCCAGUUCUUACAGCUGCUCGAUCCAUUGAUCCUGGACCGUAUGGCUAUAAAUACUGCUACUCGUUUGAUGUUCUUACUUAUGUCCCCUUGGUUCGUAUAGAGGGUCGUAAAGACAAACCCCCCGCGGUGCUUCGGCAAAUAUACUUGGACCUUCUAGCUUCCUACCCCUCUGCCUCUCGCAUAUAUACGGACGGCUCUAAACGUCAGGAUGGUGUGGGUGCAGCAUGGUUUGACUCCUCGCACGGUCGAUCUGGACUUUACAGGCUUCCUGAAUACACUUCCAUCUACUAUGCCGAAGCGUAUGCAAUACUUAUGGCCUUACAAUAUAUUCUGUCGCACGUGGUUCCCAUUCCCUUGAUUGUUUCCGAUUCUGCCAGCGUUCUCACGUCCCUCUGCUCAUCUCAUCAGACCUCCGACUUGCUUCUCUUACGUAUUAAACACCUCUGCCUUCAAAUUGAACCACAUUCGGGCCCUGUUACAUUCCUUUGGGUUCCCAGCCAUGUGGGCUUGGGGGGAAAUGAAACUGUAGAUAAGAUGGCUAAUUUAGCCAUAUCCACCGGUCGCCUAGUACAACCUGCCUCGUACCAGCCUCUGCUCCCUCUCGUGAAGAGAUACUUCAAGGAGAUUAUGUUCCAGGAUUGGAUUGCUUAUGCCCACACGCAUUCAUCACUCUACCCUUCUCUCCAUCCCUCUACGGUUCCAGUUUACAAAACUCUUCCCCCAUAUGCUUCUCGCCGUCAGGCGGUCAUGUCCUUCCGUCUUAGGUCCGAACAUCUUCUGACUCCAGAGCACCUCUGUCGACUGGACAUGACACCCCAUCCGACCUGCCCUUGUGGGGCUCCUGUUGCGGAUGUUCAGCAUCUUUUAUUGGAAUGUCCCCGUUUGAGUGCGAGAACACACCUCCUACGUACUUUUCAAGAACUGGAAUUGCCGUCCCCACUUUCAUACCCUAAUAUGGUAUACACCUCCACCCACGCUGCAUAUUUGGCAAUCAUCGCUUACUUUUUGUCCAAUGGUAUCACUUUUUAACCCUGGGGUUGCUCUUGUAACUUCCUUGGUGACCGGCCCUCCCCAACUCCUUGUUCCAUGCUCCACGGCCUACUCCACCCUUGGUAGACGGGCCUCUACCAAGAAGAUGUAGUUUAUUCUCUAGCCUCCUCUUCUGAUUAACAUGCUCCCGACACUCUGAACUAUGGCCGUGGGCUUCAUGCUGUAGGCCACUAUCCAAUUAAAAAAAAAAAAAAAAAAAAUCGACGUGUGUUUGAACGUUGCGAAGAAGUUGAAGAGCAUCUAAUAAAGGAGCGCGGGGAUGGCAGCCGUGUGGGGCACGAGGCCUCGCAAGAGACGUGCUGCUGGCACGGACGAGGCCACGGAGCACCUGGAGUCGGAGGGUGAUCGACUCAUCAAGCACUUGGUCGACAAGCAGCUGAACACAAGCCUCAGCCUCCAGGAGCAGCUGCGGUGCGAGCGGCAGUACGAGCGGCGGCUGGAGGUGGGGGCGCUGUCGUGCGGGGCCCGGGGGCAGACGUCCUGGCAGCAGUUCCAGGACAGGGAGCGCUGGGCUGAGCUGCGGUCUCGCGGCCUCUCGGAGGAAGAGGCGUCGCUGCUGUGCGGCCAGACACGGCCCUGCCUGGAGGGGCGUGUGGCUCGGGAGCGUCUGGCCGACAUCCAGCACAGACUGCAGCCUGCGCCCCCGGCGUCAUCUCUCCACGGGAGAGCCACGCGGCUGGAACUGGAGAUGGCAGGCGCAGAAAAGGCGUGCAGCAAGGAGACCAGACUGUACCAGUUCGCACUGUCCUGUCGGCCAGCCAGAGAGGACACUCGCCCCCCCAAGCACCCCAUCCACCAGCUGCGAGCCCUGGAGCAGCAGCUACUGGACCGCGUGUCCUGGCGACAGGUGGACCCGAGGCCCGCCGUGCCGCGCCGUGUCGUGCCGCCGGCUCGCUGCUCGUGCGGGGACACGGCGGGCUCCGGCUGGGACGUGCGCUGUGCGUGUCGCGUCGAGAGCAGGGGCACAGUGCCUGGGGUGCGCUCCUGCCGGCCCCAGCGGCUGUACACGGUGAGGGAGGGCAGGAUCGUGGCGCUGGAGGAGCUCCCGACGGGCGGCGGGGGAGAGGACUCGGAGGUGGCCCGUGGAGGGGAGCCGUUCGUGGGGGCCUGCGCGCGGGAGGACCCUGGACCGCGGCCGGACCGCCUGAGCGAGGACCAGUUACGCAGGCUGCCGAGAUUCUGCGACUACCGCCCCGGCCGGCCGUCCCAGGUCCUGUUCAUCAAGAAUCUGCAGAGGAGUGUGAAGGAAGAGGACCUGGUCUCGCUGUUUGGUCGGUUUCAAGACCAGUCCGGGCGCAAGCUGACCUACCGACUCAUGACCGGGCGCAUGAGAGGCCAAGCAUUCGUUACCUUUCCAAGUGUGGAACGGGCGGCCGCUGCUCUGGAGGCAGUCAAUGGCGUCGUGUGGAGAGGCCAGCCGCUCGUCAUCCAGUUUGGCCGAUCUCCCCCGGGAAGUACCGCUGUGUGCGAUACUCAGCACGUCACAUGAGCCAAGGACAUGGCGCUGUGUUCAAUUACUGUAGUUUUAAAAUGCUAUUUGUGAGUUUUAAAUUGCCACACUUUACCUGUACAAAAUGUUUCAUUUUCUAUUUGUUACCAAAAAUAUUAAACUUAUUUCUUGAAAAAUUGUACUGCUGUUGGACAGAGGAGCGUGCGCUUUGGACACAUGAACAGGACUGAAAUAGAAAUGGUAGAGGGGUGGGAAGGGUUGAACCAUUGCACCCUCAGAACGUAUCAUCCGUAGUUAUCAACAGAGCUAGUGAUGUGCCGUGCCAGCUAUGAGGAGAUUGUUGUGAAAGAGUCCUAUGCGAGCUGGGAGGAGGCUAGUGACCAGGAAGAAGCUCUUGCGAUGGACGAAGACGAAGAAUCCGGGGAAGAAAUCGCAGAUGUACCUGUGAACCCCUCCACUCUGACUGAGGAGAAUAUUGCUGCUGCAGUGAGAGAGUUAUUUUCCACGUACCUAUGACAAACUAUCAACUUUAGAGCUGGGUUCGCGAACAGUUGUGUGGUCAGAGCAUUUGAUGGAUAGUAUGAGUAGUGCUGUGGAGUGGGCUAUUGUGAGGGCAUUCGGUUACACCCUUUUGAAUGAUAUAGUGUUAGUGAGGGGAGAAAAUGUUGUGUAGAUGUGUGUUUUUUGAUUUAAGAGUUUUAAACUUUUACAAAUUUGAUUUACUUCGAAUUCCUGUAACGACUUUUAAUAAUGCGCUAUUGUCAUGUGAUGUGAAGUGCAUCUCGCAGAGAUGGUUAUGGCUGAGUGACUUCCUUCAACAACUGGGCAGCAUAAGAGCGGACUUUCUCUCGCAACACCAGUGUUCCUUGCUACUGUGGAUAACCACUCAGAAGACAAUCACAUCAUCAUGUGCUGCUGAACAACAGUGACGUCACUCGCGUGAAAGUGUGAUCCUCAAGAUGACAGUGCUUCGAAUUAUGUGUUACACAUCAAAAUAAUAUUCGGAGUUCAUAAAAUUAAUUUGUGCCCAUAAUUUAUAAAAUCAAAUUCCAAAAUAAAUUAGUUCCAGUGCA